Molecule: messenger RNA, 2360 nt
Organism: Oryza sativa Japonica Group (Japanese rice)
Lineage: Eukaryota; Viridiplantae; Streptophyta; Magnoliopsida; Poales; Poaceae
Product: pollen receptor-like kinase 3
Biological process (GO): protein phosphorylation
Molecular function (GO): ATP binding; protein kinase activity; protein binding
Source: RefSeq, a predicted model, not a curated record
GCGCGUCCCACACGCCCACACGCCGGCCUCCCCGUCCCUUCGCGCGCCAUGGCGCAGCCUCUCCUCCUCCUCCUCCUCGCCGCCGCCGCCGCCGCCGCCGUCGCGGUGGUGGCGGUGGCGCAGACGAACAUGGCCGACGCCGAGGCGCUGAUGCAGCUGAAGAAGUCGUUCACCAACUCCUCCUCGCUGUCGUCGUGGCUCAUCACCAACACGGACGGCGACAAGUCGCCGUGCGCGCCGGGGUCGCACGAGUGGCAUGGCGUCGUGUGCUCCCGCGGCAAGGUCACCGGCCUCCGCCUCAAUGGCCUCCGCCUCGGCGGCACCGUCGACGUCGGCGCGCUCGUCGGCUUCCACAACCUGCGGUCCGUGUCGUUCGCCGGCAACAACUUCUCCGGCCCGCUCCCCGCCGUCGACCGGCUGACGUCGAUCAAGUCCAUGUUCUUCUCCGACAACCAGUUCACCGGUGUCCUCCCGGACGACUUCUUCUCCAAGCUCAGCCACCUCAAGAAGCUCUGGCUCGAUCACAACGAGCUCUCCGGCGCCAUCCCGGCGUCCAUCGCGCAGGCCACGUCGCUUCUUGAGCUCCACCUCGCGCACAACGCCUUCUCCGGCGAGCUCCCGCCGCUGCCGCCGCCGGCGCUCAAGGUGUUCGACAUCUCCUGGAACGACCUCGAGGGCGUCGUCCCGGAGGCUUUCCGGAAGUUCGACGCCGGCAGGUUCGGCGGCAACCAGUACCUCUGCUACGUGCCGACCUCCGACCGGCCGUGCAAGCGUGUGCAGGCGGCGGCGGCGAGCUCGUCCAAGAGGUCGCCCAUGGCGUUCGUCACGCUGCUCGUCUCGGUCGUCGUGGUGGCGCUCGUGCUUUGCCUGUGCUGCAACCGGUCGAGCCGCGUCCACGACUUCGACCCCGCCCACCGCGGCGGCGACGGUCUCGACGAGAGGCCGCCGGUGUACAUGGUGAAGCAGUUCUCGACGACGGGGAAGCGGAGCGCGUCGUGGCUGGGGAAGAGGACGGGGUCGUCGCUCCGCGGGCAUCGGCGCGCCGCGUCGGCCGCGAAGGCGGACGAGCUGGGCGGCGGCGCCGGUGACCUCGUCAUCGUGAACAACUGCAAGGGCGUGUUCGGGCUGACCGACCUGAUGAAGGCGGCGGCGGAGGUGAUCGGCAGCGGCGGGCACGGGUCGGCGUACAAGGCGGUGAUGGCGAACGGCGUGGCCGUGGUGGUGAAGCGCGCGCGCGACAUGAACCGCGCCACCAAGGACGCGUUCGAGGCCGAGAUGAAGCGGCUCGGCGCCAUGAGCCACGCCAACCUGCUGCCGCCGCUGGCCUACCAUUACCGGAGGGACGAGAAGCUGCUGGUCUACGAGUACAUCCCCAAGGGGAGCUUGCUCUACGUGCUCCACGGCGACCGGGGCAUGGACUACGCGGGGCUGGACUGGCCGACGCGGCUCAAGGUGGCCGUCGGCGUCGCGCGCGGCACGGCGUUCCUCCACGGCGAGCUCGCCGGGCACGAGGUGCCACACGGCAACCUCAAGUCGGCGAACAUCCUCCUCGCGCCGGACUUCGAGCCGCUCCUCGUCGACUUCGGCUACUCCGGCCUAAUCAACCACAUGCAGUCGCCGAACUCCAUGAUCGCGCGCCGGGCGCCGGAGUGCGCCGCCGGACACCCCGUCGGCGCCAAGGCCGACGUCUACUGCCUCGGCAUCGUCCUCCUCGAGCUCCUCACCGGCAAGUUCCCGUCCCUAUACCUCCAGAACGCCAAGGGCGGCACGGACCUCGUCAUGUGGGCGACGUCGGCGAUCGCCGACGGCUACGAGCGGGACCUGUUCGACAAGGCCAUCACGUCGGCGUGGAAGUUCGCGCUGCCGGACAUGGCGCGGCUCAUGCGCGUCGCCGUCGACUGCGUCGAGACGGACGCCGACAAGCGGCCGGACAUGAAGGUCGCCGCGGCGAGGGUGGAGGAGGUGGUCGCCGCGGCCAUGGCGACGGUGAGGGAGAGGCAUCAAGCGGCCGGUGGCGAGAGCAGCAGAAGCUCGUCGCACGCCCAGUACGUGCGAGACGGGUCCAUGCAGCGGAUCACAAGCGUCGGCGAGCGGUCGUCCCGGCGAGGUAGCAACGACUACUCGUCGUGAGACGGCCGGCGGCGAGGUGGCUGGCCGGAGACUUUUUUUUUUUUUUGGUAAGUCGGCGAGGCAAGCGAGGGUCAAAAUUUUCUCUUGUUUAUCUAUGUCAGCAAUAGCUAAAGCCUUCAGGAAGAAAAGAAACUGUUUCUGCGUCCAGUAUCGCACACACAGGAGCAUUUCAAUUUUCAAAGGCAGAAAUAUCAAACAAUACACAUCGAUCCAACCAGAUUCUUGCAGAA